AUGAACGUGGCCCUCCACAAGGAAACGGAAAUGCUCGGACCGCGUAUCACGGACGCAGCCUCUUGUCAGGUGAACGGGAAGGACCUUUCCAAAGCCAGCCAUGAGGAGACGGCCGAGGCUUUCCGCAGCUCCAAGGAGCCCAUUGUGGUUCAGGUGCUGCGGCGGACACCUGUCUCCAGGGGCAGCGGGAACUCUCAGGACGUACACGUGGUGGACGUGUGCACGCAGACAGACAUCACGUUUGAGCACAUUAUGGCCCUGGCCAAGUUGCGACCCACCACCCCACCGGUGCCUGACAUCUGUCCUUUCCUGCUCUCAGACAGCAGUCACUCCCUCCACACGAUGGAGCACGAGCUCUGCGAUGGCUCAGAAUACCUCUCCAGCAUGGCGGCCCACGGGGAGAGGACGGACGAAUUUGAGUACGAGGAGGUGGAGCUGUGCCGCCUCAGUAGCCAAGAGAAGUUGGGACUGACCCUCUGCUACCGAACAGACGAAGAGGAUGAUGUCGCCAUCUAUGUCAGCGAGGUGGGUCCAAACAGCAUUGCGGCCCGGGACGGCCGAAUUCGAGAGGGGGAUCGGAUCGUACAGAUCAAUGGCCGUGAUGUGCAGAAUCGUGAGGAGGCUGUGGCUGCUCUCUCCAAUGAGGACUGCAGGAGCCUGGUACUCCUGGUUGCCAGGCCUGAGAUCCAGUUGGAUGAGGGCUGGCUGGAUGACGAGCACAGUGCCUUCUUGGAGGAGCUCAAGAUGGAGAUGCUAGAGGAGCAGCAGAGAGAAGAGGCACAGGACACAGUCAGAGAGGACCUGUCCAAGAAGGCUGAGGAAGAUGACAUUACUACAGACACAGUUGCCUGUUCCUCAAACCACCAGUACAAGGACAGCACACUGGACCACACGAACAGAAGAACGCAUAGCGAUGGCCAUUCCCAGCCGGGGGUCCUAGCUCGGGUCCAUAAGACGUUGUCCAGGUACAUACGAGACAAGCGGGAGUCGAACCAGAGCCAGUCUGAUACAGGCCCCCAGUUUACACACAGCCUUGUAGCUGGGGGCCGCCUGAACUCACUCUGUCCUGGGGUACCCGAGGCAGAGGAGGAGGAGGAGGAUGAAGAUGAAUGUGACCACUUCCAGCAGCUUCUGGAACUCAAAUGCCAAAUCCGGAACAGUGGUGAAUAUGAUGUGUACUACAGUCGGCACAGCACCAUCGAGUGCAGCCUGGCAGAGCAGGAUGGGGUUGGCCGAGAGCUACGCCUCCUCAACGAGGAGCUGAGGAACAUAGAGCUGGAGUGCCAGAAUAUCAUGCAGGCCCACCAGCUCCGUAAGGCCCGGGACCAGUAUGCCGAUCGGGCUACCCGGAACCACAGCAAUAGGGCAGACUCCCCUCGGGGAAAGCUUGUCGACAUCAGCGAGCGUCUUGAGAAGUCAGACAAGGACAGCUCAAGUGCCUAUAAUACGGCGGAGAGCUGCCGCAGCACGCCGUUGGUCAUGGACCGCUCCCCUGACCAUGCCCCUCUCACCACGGACCGUUCCCCCGACCAUGGGCCACUCAGUGUGGACCGCUCCCCUGACCAUUCCCUACAGAGGAGGAUUCAGAUCACAAACCAGAAGAACCUCAGUGCCACUCUUGGUGCUCACCACAGCCACCCAGUCGCCAGCCAAGCCAUCGCCAGCAGUCCUGAGCAGAGUAACCCAUCUGAAUCUGACCAGCCGAUUCCUGCAGAUGAUGAGGGCUGUGGACAGGACGAACCCCUAGUGCCCCAGUCUCCCUACCUGUCCCCAUACCAUAGUUCCCAGUACCGACACGCUAACAUACCAGCCCACGCCCGGCAUUACCAGAGCUACAUGCACCUUGUGCAGCAGCGCUCGGCAGUGGAAUUCGCCCAGAGCCAGCUAAGCUUGGUAGGCGUCGAGCCCAAGAUGGAGUGGAAGGUGAAGGUCCGAGCUGAUGGCACGCGGUACAUCACCAAACGGCCUGCCCGUGACAAGAUACUCCGGGAGCGGGCCUUGAAGAUCCGUGAAGAACGUGCUGGCAUGACCACGGAUGAUGAUGCAGCCAGCGAGCUCAAAAUGGGCCGCUACUGGAGCAAAGAAGAGCGCAAACAGCAGCUGGCCCGAGCACGGGAGCAGCGCCGUCGCCGCGAGUUCAUGCAGCGCUGCAGGCUGGAAAGUCCCCGUGAGGCCCCGCAGAGCUCUGGUGAGAGCCGCAGGGAGGUCAGCAUCAUCGAGCUGAGCCACAGGAAGAUGAUGAAGAAGCGCAACAAAAAGAUCCUGGACAACUGGUUGACCAUCCAGGAGCUUAUGACACAUGGUGCUAAAGCACCAGAUGGUGCCAAGGUCCACAAUGCCUUCCUGUCCGUCACAACUGUGUGAAACACACGCUGCCCCAUGCAGUGAUAUUACUUGCCUCGUUCAAUGUGGCAUUUUUAUGAGACAAAAAGAGAUAUUUUCACAAUUUAUAACUUGAAGGACAUUUUAUAAACAAAGUUUUCAACUUGU
Messenger RNA from Scleropages formosus (Asian bonytongue), 2490 nucleotides. RefSeq names its product PDZ domain-containing RING finger protein 4. The record is from RefSeq and is a predicted model, not a curated record. The transcript is spliced from 8 exons. NCBI's taxonomy places the organism in Eukaryota, Metazoa, Chordata, Actinopteri, Osteoglossiformes, Osteoglossidae. Gene Ontology annotation, molecular function: protein binding. Bases 1 to 2364 code for a protein of 787 amino acids.